Pomacea canaliculata is the source of this 6676-nucleotide messenger RNA. RefSeq names its product zinc finger protein 502-like. The transcript is spliced from 4 exons. Gene Ontology annotation, cellular component: nucleus. Gene Ontology annotation, molecular function: DNA-binding transcription factor activity, RNA polymerase II-specific; RNA polymerase II transcription regulatory region sequence-specific DNA binding. The record is from RefSeq and is a predicted model, not a curated record. Lineage: Eukaryota; Metazoa; Mollusca; Gastropoda; Architaenioglossa; Ampullariidae. Gene Ontology annotation, biological process: regulation of transcription by RNA polymerase II. Bases 1 to 1338 code for a protein of 445 amino acids.
AUGGCGUCUGCUGAUAAUUCGUUAAUGCAAACAACAGAAAACAUUAGUUUCAUAAAAGCGAAGAGUAAACGAUCAGCAGCUUUGGAAAUGAACAGCGACGAAUCUACAAAGUCGCAUAGUCUACCGAACUGUAAUUUGGUUGGCAAACCAAAUAAUUUUCGAAGUGUUUACAAUUCAAUCGUACCUCGAGACGCACGUAGAAAGCCAAAGUUUCCCUUAAAAAGGAAGAUUAAAAACAGAGUUGACAGUGUCAUGGUCUCAGAAGACAACUUCAACACUAACAAGGAAGACAUGAAGAAAGCAGAGAGUGAAGUCAGAAUGUUGUCAGUGUCUGGAUAUAUUCUGAAUGUUGACGAGGAGCUGAAAAACUUCAGUGAAGAAUUAUAUCCAAGCAUCCUAGAUUCAAAGAGAAUGGAGAGCAUUGCAAGUGGUGGUGUGGCAUCAACAUCAUACUCAUCAGUUCCUGUGUUUCCAGAAGUUGUUCCAUUAUGUCUCCCUGUAUUAUCAUCAUCAUCACCACCAUCAUCACCAUCACUAUAUGUAGAUGCACCAGAAGAGCCUGUCUUUCCAGGUCUAAACUCUGACCAUAGUGUAUGCCCAAAGAUGAUGUCCACCGAACCUUUAGCACAGUUGGUUGAAGACUUCAGGCAAUCAGAACGGAACCCUGAAAAGACGACCCAAGUAAACAAAAAUAAUCAGACCAUCUUCGGUUGCAAGCUUUGUCAAAAACAAUUUCUUUCUCGUUCUGGAUACUUACGGCACUUGCAAGUUCAUGCAGGAAAUAAACCUUUCAUUUGCCAUGAGUGUGGAACAGCAUUCUUACAAUCUCGUGACCUAACUAUUCAUAUGCGGAUACAUUCUGGUGAAAAACCACAUGUUUGUUCACAGUGUGGUGCUUCCUUCACACAAUCAGGCAGUUUGACUAAGCACAUGCGAAUUCACACUGGUGCUCGACCUUUCAUUUGUAGUGUAUGUGGACAAACAUUUUCAAACUCCAGUAAUCUGAAUGUGCAUCGAAGAACACACACUGGAGAGCGACCUUUUAAGUGUUCAGAUUGUGGAAAAGCAUUCCCUCAACCCAGUGACCUAAAAAGACAUACGAAAAUGCACAUAGGAAGUAAGGUCUUUCAUUGUCUGGGCUGUAAGAAGACAUUUUCUCGUUCUACCGAUCUGGCUCGACAUGAGCGAGUUCAUUCUGGUGCAAAACCAUACAAGUGUGGGGAUUGCGGUGCCAUAUUUGCUGACUCGGGAAAUCUUAUGGCACACCUGCGGCGGAAACACAAGGAUCCACUGUCCAUCAAAGCAUCCAAGUGUGAAAAUUGGCUUGACAAUAAAUAGCAUCGCAUCAGAACUUUUUAAUACAGUUCAUAAAUGCUAACAUAGUUCAAUAUAUUUUCGUAACAUUGUCAUAUACUAUUGAACAGAGAUAUCAUGUCUUUCCCUCCCCCCCCCCCCAUUUUUUACACUGUUAAGAUUAAGGGGUUUACUUUUUGAAAGUCUAAUAACUGAGUUUUGAGAAAUGUGGUAAUGACAGUUCUUUAAGUACUUAUAGCAUGAAUAUAUCAAAUAUGUAUGCAAAGAUCAUGGUAUACAUUGUAAUCUUUGCUUCUCUAAUUGUCUUUUUUUCCUGAGGAUACUAGUCAUCAUGUAGCUUGUAAUAUUAAUUUCUAAGUAACUGAUUUUUCACUGCUGAUUUGAGAUUUGAUGUAUUUUGCACAAGAGACUUGUUAAAUGCUGUUAUUAGUGUGAAACUUAUUGUUUUAAAGAAAAUAAUAUAUAUGUAUUUACAACCACACCUUUAAAUGCAAGGCAUUUAGUGAAAACUGUACUUUUGCAGAAUCAAGACUUGUAAGCAUUACUUAUUAAAAGUGUAGUCAUAACCCAUUUAUAGCAAAAUUGUUACAAAGCACUAUUCCCUAAAGUAACUUUUGCAUCUUGCCAAGCUUCUUACUGUCAUUCUCCUGGAGUUGAUACACCUGCUACAUUUGAGAAAAUUAUAAGACAAAUAAAAAUAAACCAUUUAAAAUGUCAGAAAACUGCUUUUUGUUAUUAAAAAAUAGAAUGUUUUGUAUUUUCAAAAUGACGGAUAACUUGUGAGUUAUAUUUGUAAAAAUAUUUUCCUGGCUAAAUUUUAAUCCCAUUCCCUUUUUAGCAGUAGAAUUUUAGGUUGCAACAUGCUGUUUCUGCAUUGUUUGGAUGAUUUUUAAAUUGUUAUUUUUAAGUGCAAGGUUGUACACUUUUAUUUGACCAUAUAAAUGGUUUGUGAUAUUGCAAAUCGUAGUUAUUGCAAGUGUUACUUUCAGUUGUAAAUUUAUUGCCGUCUUGCACCUCACAUUGACAAAUAUGUGGGGAUGCUUUUUAUGGAACAUAACUUAUCUGCAGCAGGUGUUUGGAAAUAUCACAAAAAGUAUUGGGUUCCUUGUGCCCGUGACAUCCAUAUGAUAAUCUGAAAAAAAUGUAGAAAUGAAGCUUUGUAAUUUGGUCCUGCUAUCACUCCCUCUUGUGCAGAUUUGCUUUUACAAGGUUGGUUUUUGCUUUUUAUGUUAAUGCAGCAUAUGUUGGGCAUUUUAUCUUUCCCAGUAAGUUAAUAUACACUAUUCCACAGUAAAUCUUUUUUCUAGAUUUAAAAUUUCAACUUUGGUUGUUUGAUCCAUUCCUACAGUUCUUCUGUUAAUGGUUUAUUUAUUUUUAACUUUAAUGGAGUAAUGUCUUUAAUGGUUUCAGUGUUGUGCCAUCCACUUAUAAAUACAUAUUUUUUAAGCAUACAAGAACUGAAAAAGACUGUAUGUCUUUGAAUGCAAAUUUAUGUCUCAUUGAUCCCAGAGUAGAGAACUUUGAUAAUAACACUACUUUAUACCUCAGUAUUCUAACAGGAUCAUGUUCUUUUUCUUAGUGAACUGCGUACUGUUGUAGGCUCAACAUUUUAAGAAAGGAAAUUCCCUGAAAGAGACAAAGGAAGGUCAUUUGUAAUCUUGUGUGCUUGCACGCAUGCUUGCAUAUUCAGUGUGGAAAGUGUGACUACAAUUUAAAAUAUAAAUUAUUUAUUCAUAUGUAGUUGGAUUUAAAUGCAAGUAAAUGCAUAAAAUGAAAGUUAAAAGAUGUCUUAGACCACUUUUCCCCUCUUUUGUGUAAUAAAAUCCACUGCCAAUAGCAACACAUUGAAAAUUGUCAAUACUUUCAGGGAUGUUUCUGACAGAUAAAGAAUGCAAAUAUCUUAGAAUGCACGAUAACUAUAAUUCUUUUUGUAGGCUAAAUCUAAUUAAAGAGGAAAGAAAGUAUGAAAAAGGUAUAUAGUUACCCGUGAUAGUUCAAACUAAUGUACAAAGUGAGUACACAUUCUUCUGUCUUGAUGAUAUGCAGACUUCUAAGAGCCUAAAACGCAUUGUCUUGCUUUAUCUUAUAAUCCAGCAAAGUAGAACUGGAGUCGCUGAAGGUUAAAAAGUACUUGAGCAAGACAGGGGUUGUGGACAACAAUGUUAGAUGGAGGUAAGAUAAAAAUCUUGUAAAGAGUAUAAGAAUGGUCCCAAAACUGUUAAGUCAUUGCGAAGCUUGCAUGACUCUGUGUUUGUAUAUUUACAUUUUUUUCUUGCAUAUUUUAUUCUAGACAAGUGGUAUAACACAUAGAUAAAAAAGAACAUACAGAACCAGGAGGUUGUAUGGACGAGUGUCCAGUGGAGUUUACUUUUGCUAAGGGAGGCUAGCAUUACUGAUCAUAGCUUUACUUUUCAGGGUAAUGACAUCUUUAUCCUUCUGCUUUGCAAUUAAUUACAUACUAGAUGGAGAUAGCAAAUAGAUGAAAAAGAGUAUGCAAGAUGAUAACAAACCAUAAUAUAUUACCCCUUCCUCAAUCAUCUUGUGUUGGUGUGUAAAAUAAGUUUCUGUAUUGCAAAGAUUCUGACAACGAAUGAUUUAAAUGGCAAUUCACACUUGGUUGUUUAAAUUAGAAGCUAAAGUUUUUCAUGCUGUAGUGACAUUUUAGUAAUUUUCAUAAUGGGAACACCAGAUGUACUGCCUUGUGUAUCACUCAUGUAAAUUUAAAUAAAGGGCAAGAAUAACGCCAGUAGAACACAAAUUACCACAGAAGUGGUCACUGCCUGAAUCUGGUUUUAAUAACAUAAAUCAAAUGGUAGCCUUAGGAAUUUUCAUAUAUUUUUUCAAUGGCACUGCAAGUUUAACUGUUCAAAGUACUUGUGAUAUUACAAGAUCACUAUUUAUUAUAAAAGUUGUGCUAGAUUAUAAUAAAAAUAAUAAAAUUGUUCAACUUGUUUUUAGUUCAUAUUUGAAGAUGAGUAUAUACUAUCAUCACCUGUUAGAUGGUUUGGGUUGACAACAGGAUGAUAAGUAAAAGAGAAUGGGGAGGAAGCGUAAUACUUGCAGGUAUUAAAUAAUCUGUAGUAUCAGGUACAUAAUGACCUAAAGUGGGACUUGGGCUGCUUUAUACUAUAAUUCAGUUGUGUGCCGUUUGAUACUCUUAAUAAAGACAUCAGCGGAGACCCAUAUUUUUUUUUUUUGUUGGUCAAACUAACAUUGUGCUCACCCUAAACUUAAACUCCUUGCUGUCUGUGUCAAAUUUGAGUGAGUAUCUUCUCAAGAUGCAGGAGAAUACCUAGAAAAUGACAACAAUAAGAAAAACAGCAGUAACCAAUAAACCAUAUAACUAUUUGAAAUGUUAAUGUAUUUAAUAUAAAUUUGGUCAGUUGUUCAUGCUUGAUUAAAACAUUGUUCAUGAUAAAGCUUAGUAUGAAAUUAUGUAUUCAUAUUUUCAUUAAUUUAUAGUCACUGUAUAGACUUUAUUUGGUCAUCUGUACAUUAUUUAUUUGCUGCCAAAAGCUGUUAUUCUUCAAAGAUAUUUAACCUUUGGCACUUUUUCCUGGUUGCUCAACUCAGAAAGCAGGAAACAAGGCCUCUGCAAUCUGAUGAAGUUUGUUUGCUUGGUUCAGGUUACUGUGAUAGAAAUAUUUGUUUUAAAAUGUGGGGCCAAAUAUGUGACUAGUGAGCACAAUGUGUUUUGGUCUUUAUUACCCUUUUUGAUAUUGACAUUGCUGACAUUGUGCAUCUACAGAACUGUUAGCAUGAUGAUUUAACAAGAUUUGUGUUGAUGGAACAAUAUUUCUGUCUGCAAAGGUUAGGCCAGUGCAUCAAUGUAUUUAAGUUAAGCUUCCAUACAAACAUCAUAAUAACUUUCAGCUACUUUUUGAAGCAGAGCUUUGUUGACUUACCAAAGAUUCCAUGCAAUGGCAAGGCUACAGACUGCAUCUAUGCUGAUGGCAUUUACCUUCUCAACAUGAGUAGCUACACUCACUCAAAUCUGGAAUGCAACGAACUCUUUGCUUUGGGACCAACUUCCAUUAUUAUUAUUAUUUCUGAUUUUUUUAAAAUAGUGGAGUAAAGAACUAUAUAAAUCAUAAAAUUUAUUAUUAUUAUUAUGCUGAAAUUCAGGCUCUCGGUGUAUGUUUGCGGUUUCUGUAGCGUUUUUUUUACAGGGUCGGGUUGCUAGCCCCACGCCCAACCCUCCUCCUUCAUCCUGGCUUGGGACCGGCAGAUUCUGUAGCAGAUUCUGUGUCUACAUGGUGGUGCGAUAGAAAACAUACAAUGUUAUACAGAGUAUUCGUUAUGUGCAAACAACUCAUUCUCAACUGUAAACUGUAUUUUAAAAAAAAAUCGGUGGCUCCCAAUUACUUUAAGCCGUUGAUCACACUGAAGGGCGUGGGGUUAAAUUGGUGUUUGGCACCUAGCCAGCAAGGCUAUAUCACGGCAACUUAGCCAAAAAACAGGUGAUACAUGCAGAGAAAAAGACAGCCUGCGUAACACGAGAUCGGAACCCAGGGCAGCCAAUCCUGUGCAGCCUUCGGUCGGUUCGGCGUCGCGAGGAUUGGUGUAGCUGUUGUAGCAGCAUCAUCAGGUCUGUUACCAAAUAUCCUCAUAGUUCCCGUUUCGCUCUACAGACGUGGAACUUUGCUUGCCCCAAAAAAAAAAAAAAAAAAAAUUCCGGGCAUUCCUGUUUGGUUUCAUGAACGGCAGUUUUGUGCUUUUAGGAUUUUUUUAUUUCUUUGGUUUAACAAUUAUUUUGUCUGGUUUUUUAAUUAAGAAGAAAUGGAAAGUUUUUUUUUUAAAGUUCUGCCUUUCUUUCUUAGAGAUGCUGCAUUUCAUUUCAAAGGGAGAAAAUCUUACCAGCUUCACUUUUCUGUAUUGGAGGGUUCUAGGGUAUGGAACGUACUUUAGAAGCCAUAGCUAGAUACCUUACCUUUUCUCUUUUUUUAUGAUAAGUAAGGUAAAGAAUCGUAUCACGUGCCGUUGACGAGCCAGUUGUAACGAGUAACCGAACAAAUAAUUAAAGAAGACUAGGAGACAUUUCGAAUAACUUGUAGAAAUACUCGCCGCUGGAUAAGAUUAGGACUUUACGAGUGAUUGAAAGUAAUUUGAGAGUGAUGAUAUUCACAUUGUUUAAAAAUUGCCAACAAGAUGACUACUGAAGUCGUUGCGUACCUCUCACAACACAUUCACUCUCACACCUGUGUAUGCGCACGCGCACACACACACACACACACGUAUUUACUGUUUAUUCUUCUUCACAUCAGUUGGUUUUGUCGUCCAUUUCUUUCUUUUUAAAAUAAUUUGCUUGUGUGUGUCGUGUGUAUGCGUGAGCCUUUCUCCUGUGCGAUUAAACAAUACAAAU